This is a messenger RNA of Alosa alosa (allis shad), 1336 nucleotides long. RefSeq names its product sterile alpha motif domain-containing protein 3-like. The coding region runs from base 377 to 1336 and encodes 319 amino acids. Lineage: Eukaryota; Metazoa; Chordata; Actinopteri; Clupeiformes; Clupeidae. The transcript is spliced from 8 exons. The record is from RefSeq and is a predicted model, not a curated record. Gene Ontology annotation, molecular function: protein binding.
UGACUUGUCGCUUGUUUGAAUGACAUGUUUGAUCGCAGCGGGUUGUGUGUGCAUUGAAUAACCCUACAGCCUUGGUCAUCAUUCGUUUGGGAGGGUGGAAUGAGAAGGGAAAGGGCUAGCUAGGCUGAAUGGUUUGGGAAAGCCUGUGUGCGUGAAAUUGUUUGAAAAAUAGCUAUACUUUGUGUCUUGUGUGCGAUAAUUUUCAGUCUGUCAACACGAGCCUCAGAUCCAAAGAUUCCAGAAUCUUUGCGAACAUUCUAGCGCGCAACCGCCAUCUCACGAACGUUGUUAAUCCUCAGUUUUUUCAGUUCGCCUGAACUUCUGCUGGAGGUCACAUCUCCUUGAAGCUGCCAGAAGAUUAUAUAAACCUUUCGGUAUGGCACAUCUAUGGUCAGUGUCACAAGUUUGUGAAUGGCUUGAAGAAGCUGGACUAGGGCAUGCCAAGGACACUUUCAUUGAAAAUGAAGUUGAUGGCCUUACACUCACAAAAAUGACAGAACGUAUGAGUGAGAGAAUGUUUCCGAAGAUGAAGGACCAGGUUCAGUUCAUGGCUGCUUUAGAUAAAUUGAAGUUGGGAGACAGCCAUGAUGCUGAAGUGAGAGCGGAGACGCCAGUGAUGCCAGUUUCGCCAGUUUCCUCUGAUGUUAUCCUCCCACCUUUUCUCAAUAGUGCUUUAAGUUCACAGGAUCCACAGUUCAAGUCUCAGGGGAAGAACAAACUGAAAAAUGCCCUCAUUCAGGCUUUGUUUGACCACCUCAGUCAAAAAACCAUGUAUCCCUCUCACACUCAAUAUGUUCUUACAUUGAGAUCAACCUUGAUUCGCUUCCCUUUUCUCAGGGAGAAAUAUGGCUCUGGAUACGAUGCCUUGCUCGAAUCACUUAGAAACAAAUUUAAGAAAGAAAGAAGACCACUAGUGAACUUGGAAGAAGUUUUCAAAAUGAAAGAGAAGUACUCGGCACGCCAUUCAGGAGUUGAGACUGAGGAGGUUUGCCUGCAGAAGAGGAGCUGCGAACAGGAGGUUUCCUUGGAUUCUGCAGAAGACUUGAGAUCCAUCCUUCAGCACAUUGAGGUUUUGCAGCAGGAGCACCAUAAGGCGAGGCCAAGUUUUGAUAUAAUUCUACAGCGGCUCGACAGAACCAAGACCUAUCGGCAGCACUACAUUCAAAACCACACCACUGCUGAAGUCCUUAAAGAAUUUCCCUGUCUCAUGAGACCAAAUAUUCUCCUUGGAGAGAUGAAAAGAAUCUACCAGAUCGACGCUGAUAAAACCAUCCUAACAAAAAUGGGAGAACUUGCGCCAAAGUUGUUAGAAAAGGCCCCUAAAGGUACAGAGUGA